GACACACACCUGCUGCCCACAGAAACACGUACACACACUGGAUGCCAUGAAGCUGACUGUGUUGCUGUGUUCUGCUCUGCUGCUCUCUGUCUCUGUCCUGUCCCUGCAGGCUGAGACUGUGACUCCAGACAACAAUGACAAGAUGACAACAAGAGAGCCUGACUGUGAGAUGUAUACAGCAGUCUGCACCAAGGAGCUUGAUCCAGUAUGUGGCACUGAUGGACAGACCUACAGCACCAAAUGUGUUCUAUGCCAGGAAAACAGAAAAAAGAGGAAGAAUGUGAAAGUGGCAUGGAAAGGGACAUGCACUCCCUAGAUGACUGUGGUGUGCAGUGACACACACAUACACACACAUCAUAUCCACUCCCUGCAUUCUGCAUUCUUAAUAAAGUUACAUACAGCA
This is a messenger RNA of Epinephelus lanceolatus (giant grouper), 403 nucleotides long. Its product is annotated as trypsin inhibitor ClTI-1-like. Gene Ontology annotation, molecular function: protein binding. NCBI's taxonomy places the organism in Eukaryota, Metazoa, Chordata, Actinopteri, Perciformes, Serranidae. The record is from RefSeq and is a predicted model, not a curated record.